AUGAAGACCCGAUCUCGCGCCCCCGUGGAGUCUUCUGAGACUGAGGAACACGGGCAGAAGGCGCUGGAGACCGCGCACACGCCCAGUCGGACCUUUAUCCUACCUUCGAGAACGAGUGAUGCAACCAGAUUUGUUUCGCUGCCGAACCCCAGUACGGGGUCCUUGAAUCGCUAUCUGUUCUGUCCAGAAGCCGGAUUGUACGAGUUUACGGCUGUCGCUCCAGCUCCACAUCAGCCUAGGAGUAUACUGUUUACGCCGAAAGCGGAUGAGAUAUCGGUCGAGAAUGAAGGACAGAAACAGCCCUCGAAAGGCGCUAUUUCAAAGAAAGCUGAGCUGCUGAUUGCGACGCCGAUCGAUAUCAUGUUUUUCAUGUUACCAAUACUUGCACCGGCUGCAUCCAACAACUCUGCGAAGAAGUUGUUUCAACCUCUCGAUGACAUUCUCGAUAUGCAAGAGGGCCUCUCACCACACCUUCGCCAUGUUCUCUACAACGAGUCGUUUAGGCCUACUUUGGAGCGGCGGAUGGAGGCUAUCUGUGACACUGUGGAAGCCGGUGAUGAGAAGAUGUAUCGAUUCAGCGAGGCAAAGCUUGUCAAGGAGCUGCUCGCUAAGGCAGAGCGCAUGGUAUCGCAAGGGCUCCCAGCGACCCUGGAAGAGCGCUUUGUCCGUCAGGAGUUGGAGGUCCCCCUUCAGAGCGUCAAGAGGGAGGACAUAGUAACCGACGAGAAUACCGGUUCCGUCGAGGAGAGUCGAGAGACUGAGUCUCCCGACCAGUCAGAAACUCAGUCAAGUGCUGCUGCUACUGCUGCUUCGGCCUCGACUCCCUCUGGUGUGUCUACACCCGCUACGCAGCCUUCCAUGGACGAUGCAUUGACAUCGGGUGGAAUUAAACGGUUACUUCGGAUCCGUGUUGCUCUAUCCUUCAUGCAGUCCUCAUAUCUACCCGCGCAUCUUUCCGCAAGUGUCGAUGAGGCUUUAAGUUCUCCAGAAAGCCCUGUGGACUUCAAACCACUCGAGGAACGUUUGAAGCACAUUGCUGAGCUCCGGGCCGAGGCGCUCGCAUCCCGCUCAGCCGCUGAUUACACUCGCAAACGGGCGGCUGAAGAUGAGGAUGCGCGAGAGUCCCGCGCUGAGAAGAAGCGCCGGAAGGAGGAAGAAGAGAAGAAAAAGAAAGCGGGGGAGUCCCGUGGCGUCCGGGAGCUGAAAAAGGUCGAUACCAGCGGGAUGAAGAAGAUGAGCGACUUCUUCAGCAAGGUUACCCCAAAGAAGGAGUCCUGA
This is a messenger RNA of Rasamsonia emersonii CBS 393.64, 1278 nucleotides long. RefSeq lists its product as uncharacterized. Gene Ontology annotation, biological process: RNA catabolic process; ribonucleotide metabolic process. Bases 1 to 1278 code for a protein of 425 amino acids. The record is from RefSeq and is a predicted model, not a curated record. The transcript has a single exon. Lineage: Eukaryota; Fungi; Ascomycota; Eurotiomycetes; Eurotiales; Trichocomaceae. Gene Ontology annotation, cellular component: ribonuclease H2 complex; nucleoplasm.